Sarcophilus harrisii (Tasmanian devil) is the source of this 3169-nucleotide messenger RNA. RefSeq names its product protein unc-93 homolog A-like. The record is from RefSeq and is a predicted model, not a curated record. NCBI's taxonomy places the organism in Eukaryota, Metazoa, Chordata, Mammalia, Dasyuromorphia, Dasyuridae. The coding region runs from base 795 to 2165 and encodes 456 amino acids. The transcript has 13 exons.
UAAAAUUCCUACGCAAACACUUGAAACUGAAGACUCAUCAGGUGAUAACAAUCUGGAUGUCAGCCAUCGAGUGAUUUCUGGUGACCAGUAGCAAUAAUUCAACCUAUUAGAAAGACUGUUUCAUAUUAAGCUACUGGAGAAUUGAAGAAAGGGAUCAAAUCAGGAAGGACCAGUUUCAAGGAUAUGAAUUCAGAUUCAACACAACCAGAACACCUAUAAGUAAGUGUGCUUCCAAAUGCUAACAUUUCAGCAGUGUUCUGUCCUCCUCUGACUGGACUUGAGCUCUUCUAAGCCAUUGUCUGCAAAAGAUCUCUGCAAGAGAUCUCAUAUGAUCUGCUUAUCUAUUUUGCUGAAGUCAACUGCUUGGGCUGCCAACUUCAACGAUUGCUGGACUUGCUACCAGAUGCCGUGAAUUUGGUGGGAACCAUUUUCAUCUGACUCCCCUCCCAGGUUCCCUACAUUGGAUUGUAUUUACUAUUUAUUAUUUCUGGAGCUAUUUUGAUCAAUUUCUAGUACAUCUCAUAUCACCUCUUCUAGGAGUCAACAUUUCAGCCCACUGCGUGUACUAUCAGGGUCUCCUGUUACCCACCACUCUUCUCUGGGAAGACAUUAGUUUACAGAUUUUUCAGCUGAGUGGAGAUGAGUAUUACCUUGCAUACUACAUCAGGAUGUUUCUUUAUGAGAGAUAAAAAAGAGAGACUGUCACGUCAAAACCCAGACUUCUUUUUUCCACUGAAGCUCAGAAAUACAGAUUUGCACUCUCAGCUGACAGUUGAUGGUUUUCCUUAAACAAAAUGGAACGUAACUUGAAGAAUGUUCUUGUCAUAGCUGUUGGCUUUUUAUUUCUAUUUACAUCUUACGGAGCUCUUCAGAAUCUACAGAGCAGCCUUAAUAGGGCAGAAGGACUAGGGGUGGCUACACUUAGUGUUAUCUAUGCAUCCGUGAUUGUGUCUUCCAUGUUCCUUCCUCCAAUUCUCAUUAAGAAAUUUGGCUGCAAGUGGACCAUCACAGCCUCCAUGUGCUGCUAUAUCACUUUCUCUCUGGGAAACUUCUAUGCCAGCUGGUUCACCUUGAUCCCCACUGCCAUAAUCCUAGGUCUAGGCGGAGCCCCACUGUGGUCUGCAGAGUCUACUUACCUUACAAUGAGUGGAAAUAUCUAUGCAAAGAAAACAGGAAAACGUGGGAAAGAUAUUGUCAAUCAGUAUUUUGGCAUAUUCUAUCUCAUAUUUCAGUCCUCUGGUGUAUGGGGGAAUUUGAUUUCAUCUCUGGUGUUUCGGCAGGAAUCUGUCAAAGGAGAAAUCACAAAAGAGCAAUUGAUGUAUUGUGGAGCAAAUGAUUGUUUUACAGCCAACAUAACUACAAAUAGCACUAAGCGUCCAGCAAAUGAGUUAAUCUAUACCUUGCUGAGCAUCUAUACUGGGAGUGGUAUUUUGGCAGUAUUUCUGGUAGCUAUAUUUCUUGAUCCAAUUCCAAAUGAUUCAGAAGAAAAUGAAGAAGAAAGGAACACAUCUAUUGCAAGUGGUUUUCUGUCAACUUUCCGGCAUCUUAGAGAUAAGAGGCAAUGUCUCCUUAUUCCUCUGACAAUGUAUAGUGGAUUUGAGCAAGCAUUCCUUGCUGGUGACUAUACAAAGUCAUAUGUCACUUGUGCCCUGGGGAUUCGCUAUGUUGGCUUCGUGAUGAUUUGCUCUUCAGCCACCAAUUCCAUUAGCUCUUUGAUAUUUGGAAAGCUCUCCCAAUACACUGGCAGAAUAGCUUUGUAUGCACUAGGUACAGUGACACACUUCACCUGCAUAAUUUCCCUUUUGGUGUGGAGACCUCAUCCCUCUCAGGAGAUUCUCUUCUUCUUAUUUGCUGCCCUCUGGGGAAUAGGAGAUGCUGUUUUUCAGACACAAAACAAUGCACUCUAUGGAGUUCUAUUUGUGAACAACAAGGAGGCUGCUUUUGCCAAUUACCGCCUUUGGGAGUCCCUUGGAUUUGUCAUUGCUUUUGGAUACAGCACAUAUUUGUGUGUCAGCAUCAAGUUAUAUAUUCUGCUCGGAGCACUGAUUUUUUCAGUGGUGUUCUAUGGGAGUGUUGAGUACCUGCAAUAUAGGAAUUUGCCUGAGACAAUUUCUGAUAAAAUGGAGAACCAAAUAGAAGAACCAGUUACACAAACAAAGAUGUAAAAAUGACAAAAGUGCUUGAGGAGAAACUAUAAGAAGACCUCAUAAUGGUUUUCUCUGUAGAAGCAUCGAAGUAUUAAAUUGUUUUAUCAGAACAAUUUCAACAUUGGUCACAAUACUUCAAUGUAUGUGUGAUCCCAUGGAUGUGAAUAUUCUCUCCUUCCAUUGGUACAGAUCCAUCCACAUCUUUUCUUCCUAAUUCUUAUCCAUACUCUCUGUCCAUACAUAGAUCUUCCACUGGGAAUCGGUGCAAUCUUCUGGAAUAUCCGUCCAGAUCUUUUUAUAUUGGGGGAAGGGAGGGUGUAGUAUUUGGGGUAUUCACUAAUAUCCCUUCCUUUUGCUGUUUGACUGGCCUACUUCCCUUAUUAUAUAAUUCUUCAAUUGUAUUUCUUAUUCCACCUCUUACAUUGUUGGAAACAUGCUUCACCCCACUUUGGCUAGUCCCUAUCAGUUUUGAUUUCCUAUAGAUUGUAGUGUUAAGAAAUUAAAAAUUAUAGUUUCUCAGAAAGAAGUUUUAUAUAAAAUAAUUGAGUCUUGAUGCCAGGUAAUAGCUCAGCCUCCUUGAAAGUGCUGCACAAACUUCCUAAUGCAAUAUAAUAUUUUCUCUUUCUGCUGUUCUAUUCUGGGUCCAACUUAUCAUUUAACUGCAGUGCGUAGCUGAAUAUACCUGAGGAUUAACUUAAUGGAAUAACCAUAUGAUUUCUUGUCAUAGAUUAAACUAUAGCCUUUUUUUAUCCUUUUGAUUUUUUUUUUUACUGAAUAGAUGUUAUAAGAAUUUUUUUGCACAAUCAUCUAUCUAAAUAAGGAGGCUUUGCAUUACUAUGGGGCUUAAUAAAGUAGACCAAUAUUAUUGUCAGAGUGAAGUAUGGUAUGUUUGUGUGUGUGUGUGUGUGUGUGUGUGUGUGUGUAUAGCAAGGUUGCCAGGACUGGCCACAUUCUCCUUUGGGUCACCCACCUCUUACUUUUUGACUUUGGCAUAUAUUCAAUUUUAUUCUCUUGAUCUUUAA